This is a messenger RNA of Perca flavescens (yellow perch), 1388 nucleotides long. RefSeq names its product POU class 3 homeobox 3b (gene pou3f3b). Gene Ontology annotation, cellular component: nucleus. The transcript has 3 exons. Lineage: Eukaryota; Metazoa; Chordata; Actinopteri; Perciformes; Percidae. Gene Ontology annotation, molecular function: DNA-binding transcription factor activity, RNA polymerase II-specific; RNA polymerase II cis-regulatory region sequence-specific DNA binding. The coding region runs from base 1 to 1368 and encodes 455 amino acids. Gene Ontology annotation, biological process: regulation of transcription by RNA polymerase II; brain development. The record is from RefSeq and is a predicted model, not a curated record.
AUGGCCACCGCGGCUUCCAAUCCUUAUCUGCCCAGCAAUAGCAUCUUAUCGUCCGGCUCCCUCGUGCACUCUGACUCUGGAGGUGGUGGCAUGCAGCCGGGCAGUGCUGCGGUUACCUCGGGGUCUGGGGUCUACAGGGGAGACCCCUCAGUCAAGAUGGUACAGAGUGACUUUAUGCAAGGCGCAAUGGCAGCGAGCAACGGGGGACACAUGCUGAGCCAUGCCCACCAGUGGGUGACAUCCCUCCCGCACGCCGCAGCGGCCGCAGCAGCAGCCGCGGUGGCUGCAGCGGAGGCCGGAUCCCCCUGGUCGUCGAGUCCCGUCGGGAUGACGGGCAGCCCUCAGCAGCAGGACGUGAAAAACCCCGGCAGAGACGAUCUGCACACGGGCACCGCGCUGCACCACAGGCCCCCUCACUUAGCUCCCCAUCAGACUCACGCCGGCGCUUGGGGGAGCACGACUGCGGCGCACAUUAACUCCAUAUCCGGGGGACAGCAGCAGCAACAGUCGCUGCUCUACUCCCAGCCGGGGGGGUUCACUGUGAACGGGAUGCUGAGUCCUGGGAGCCAGAGCCUGGUGCACCCGGGCUUGGUGAGGGGGGACACCCCGGAUCUGGACCACGGCAGCCACCACCACCACCAUCACCACCAGCAUCAGCAUCACCAGCACCACGGCGGCGUCAGCAGCCACGACCCGCACUCGGACGACGACACGCCGACCUCGGACGACCUGGAGCAGUUCGCCAAGCAGUUCAAGCAGCGGAGGAUCAAACUGGGCUUUACGCAGGCGGACGUCGGCUUGGCUUUGGGCACCCUGUACGGUAACGUUUUCUCUCAGACGACCAUUUGCAGAUUCGAGGCUCUGCAGCUCAGCUUCAAGAACAUGUGCAAGCUCAAGCCUUUGUUGAACAAGUGGCUCGAAGAGGCCGACUCGUCCACCGGCAGCCCCACCAGCAUCGACAAGAUCGCGGCGCAGGGGAGGAAGCGAAAGAAGCGCACAUCCAUCGAAGUGAGCGUCAAAGGGGCUUUGGAGAGCCACUUCCUAAAAUGCCCCAAACCUUCGGCCCAGGAGAUCACCAGCCUGGCGGACAACUUGCAGCUGGAGAAAGAGGUGGUUAGAGUGUGGUUUUGCAAUAGGAGACAGAAGGAAAAACGGAUGACGCCCCCAGGAGUGGCGCAGACGCCGGAGGAUGUGUACUCUCAGGUCGGCAAUGGGCAUUUUUUAGUAGAUUACUUAAAAGAUGCAAGUGAAGCGAGCGACCAGAGGGUGACAACUACAAGUUCAUUCCACCAGAAAACAAAGGAGCAGGCAUUUUGUAUAUUUAGAAAUGGGACUGAACCGCCUUCCCUGCUCCCCCCAUGCCUAUAACAAUGACAAGAGGGGAGAAA